Drosophila willistoni is the source of this 1176-nucleotide messenger RNA. Its product is annotated as histone chaperone RTT106. The coding region runs from base 1 to 1176 and encodes 391 amino acids. The transcript is spliced from 3 exons. NCBI's taxonomy places the organism in Eukaryota, Metazoa, Arthropoda, Insecta, Diptera, Drosophilidae. The record is from RefSeq and is a predicted model, not a curated record.
AUGCCUAUGAUAAACGAUACCGACAACGAUAAGCAACACGACCACCACCACCACCACCACCACCAGCCAUCAUUCCAGACGAUGGGCAAUUGCGUUUCAAGAAGAGAUCACUGGGAUGCUGUUGGUCACCAGCAGCAGCAGCAGCAGCAACAGCAGUUGUCUUCUCUUCCAAUGAAUUUGGCAAUUUCGAAAGACCCGGGAACAACCGAACGACCAGCUACCACAAUGGAAGAAAUUAAUAUAUACGAUACAAUACAAAUUGAAGAUUUUCAUGCCCAUUCGUUUGUGCCCAAUGAGAUAAUUGUCAGCUAUGCCAUCGACAAUGGAGACACCAUUAAUCUGAAUUUGAGUGUACUCAAUCAGUUUCCGGGUAAACUGCUAAUGCACAUAUUUGUCCGUCAAUUGGCCAAUGAGCCGGGUGGCCAGUGGUCAAGUGAAUUGAUCAAAUUGAAGAAUAUGGAUUUCUGCAAGACAUUGGAAUCAUUGCGUAAUCUGACAUUAGAGGAAGUCCAGGGUGAAUCGGUUUUGCCACAAACAUUUCUAAUAUCGUGUCCAUUGAAACCGGGUUUCUACUAUGUCAAAGAUGGUAGAUUUCAGAUCAAACUAUUGCCUAUACAAAUUCCCAAUGGUCGUUAUUUGGUACAAUUUGAAUUGAUUCAAGUCUACGAGGAGGUUAUCAAAUUAUUAAGUUGUAGAAUCAAAUGUAAAAAGUUUGUGCCAAUCGAUGUGACUAAUCAAACAACUAAAUUCACUUGGAGUGAUGAAGAGGAAGAGAAGGUGAUGCAAAAGACUCCAACAAAGUCUACGAAUGAAACGGGAAUUUCAGGUGAAGUAGAUAAUGAGCAAGAAGAAACAGAAGAUGACAAUAAAGAAGAGCAGGAGGAAGACGACGAAGAGAACCAGAUGCAAGAGGAUGAAAAUGGGGACGAUGAGGAGCAAAAGCAGGAGGACGACGAGGAGCAGAUGCAAGAAAAAGAGGACGAGGAGGAGGAGAAGCAAGAGGACGAUGAGGAGCAUCAGCAAGAGGACAAUGAUGAGCAGAUGCAAGAAAAUGAGGACGAGAAGGAGGAGAAGCAGGAGGACGAUGAUGAGCAGAAACAGGAGGACGUUGGUGAACACAUGCCAGAGGACGAUGAGGAGCAAAUACAGGAGGACGAGCCAGGAGAAGAGGAGUAG